AUGUCAUCUACGAUUCAGAGUUUAACUAAAAAGUUAGUCAACAAUCCCGAUGCUUUUACUCCAUCAGAUGCGCAGGCAGCAAUCGUUGAGUUAAUGACUGGUAGAGCGACAUCAGCUCAAAUAGCCUGUUUUCUAAGCGCAUUGAAAUUGCUAAACAAAGAUGCCGAACCCGAAAUAGUUGCUGCAUGUGCGGCGUCAAUGCUCGAGUUUGCGGUUAAACUGGAUUUUAGUCAAUAUGAAGGAUUACAGGAUUCACUGGUGGACGUUGUGGGGACGGGCGGAGAUGGUAUGAAUACUUUUAAUGUGUCAACUACUGCGGCCAUUGUAGUUGCUGGUGCAGGUGGGAAAGUUGCUAAAUUUGGCAACAGGGCUGCUUCGUCUUCAAGUGGAUCAGCUGAUAUCCUGGAAUCGCUUGGUUGCAAAAUAACUAAUGUUGCACCUAGUGAGCAUGUUGCACAGCCACGAAGGGAAAUGGGUAUUCCUACAAUAUUUAAUUUGUUAGGACCGCUAGUCAAUCCAGCAAGGCCAAAGAGAGUAGUGAUUGGAGUGUAUUCAAAAAGUCUUGGUCCAUUAGUUAUCGAGGCUUUGAGGUUGAAUCAAACCAAGAAGGCUAUGGUAGUGCAUGGAGCUAUUGGAUUAGAUGAGGUUAGCCCGGAAGGUGAAACCUUUGUAUGGGAAUUGGAAAAUGACAUUAUCAAAGAGUAUACAGUAACACCAUCAGACUAUGGUCUUCCCUCCCAUCCAAUCUCUUCUGUUGCUGGAGGUACAGCUAGCGAGAAUGCAGAAACUUUAUCAAAGCUAUUAUUAAACGAAUAUGAAGGUCCAGUUUUAGACUUUGUGUUGUUAAAUGCAGCAACGGCAUUGUAUGUUAGUGGAAUCGCAAAAGAUUUAAAGGAAGGAGUUAAACUAGCUAAAGAAAGCAUUACGAGUGGGAAUGCAAAGAGAGCUCUGGAUGGGUUCAGAGAUGUGAGUUUACGAGAACAAAUUAAAUAA
Molecule: messenger RNA, 993 nt
Organism: Paraglomus occultum
Lineage: Eukaryota; Fungi; Glomeromycota; Glomeromycetes; Paraglomerales; Paraglomeraceae
Source: the annotation of a GenBank genome assembly